This is a messenger RNA of Chilo suppressalis (striped riceborer), 2388 nucleotides long. NCBI's taxonomy places the organism in Eukaryota, Metazoa, Arthropoda, Insecta, Lepidoptera, Crambidae. The record is from the annotation of a GenBank genome assembly.
AUGAUGGCGACGUGGGUCUGGGUGUUAGCCGCGGUCGCGGUAGCGUGCGCGGGCGCAGACCGCGGCGGGUCGUCGCUGCGCGGUGCGCUAGAGGCACUGCAACGGCGGCAGCGUGGUAGAACGCACGGGCCAUACGCGCCCCAGCCUGACUACGACGCCUUCUACGAAUUCGUUCCACCGCAGGCUUACCCAGAAAUUGACUAUCCUGUGGACGUAGAAGAUAUCGAUGAAGAAUCCAACCCAAAGUACAUAAUCAAGCUUUUAGAAGAUGAAGAAAGGUCUCCUGAAGCUUACGAAUAUAGAGUAAUAAAAAAGAAAAACUCUAGAUCUGUCGCUGAAAAGUCCAACAAUAAGAAAGAGUCGGCUUUUCGUGAAAGAAGCCAUCAUUCUGAUAAUGAACGCCUUCGAGAUCUCUUCAUAGCAAAAAAUGAAGCAGAAGAAAAUGAAAAAGGGCUGGAUGAUAGAGCCCAAAAUGAUGCUGAAUACGCUCUUCUCUUAGGGCAGCUUUGGUCAAAAUACAAAUACAACAAAGUGCACCCCAACAACGUAGAACAAUCACCACAAGGGGUAGUAAAAUUAUAUAAAGAAAAAGUUGUGAAAAAACGCUUCCCAGAUAAUUGGGGACCCAUUGCCUUUAAAAGAAAGCGUAGCUCAGAUUCAGAAAUGGAUCAUCCUAACACACCAGAAUAUGAAGGAAGGAAACAUGGAGAUAUUUUAAAUGACCCUAGCUUUAAUGCCUAUGAAGUUGCAGAUGACGAUAAAGAUGAUCUUCGGGAAGAAUACGCAAUAGCUUUUCAGCCACUCGAUGAUGACACCCUCACUGACCUAAGUGAUGAAGACCAAUAUGUAUAUGACACAGUAGAAAAAAGGUUUCCAGUUACCAAACGUAGCAGUGGACCUUAUAAUUAUGGCAUGCAAAAGAAAAGAUUUGCGUUAGAUCAAAACAAAUAUGAGAAAACUAAGACAUUUAGAAGCAGCUCUGGAACCGAUCCUAGAAUCGUUGAGGAUUUGUCUAAAAUAUUUGGUGGUGCUGAUACUGAUAUUAUUAAAAAUCCUGUCAAAAGAAGCAGUGAUCAUGAUGAAAGUUCGCACGAAAGUAAACCACCAAAAUUAGCGACGAUGCAUCAUAAUCAUACUCAUGAUCAUAGCAACUCUACCAAACAUGAUGAUGAAAGUCACGAGCAUCAUGAACACGGUAUAAUGCAUCAUCCUAGAAUUUCUGGUAAAGAAGAAGAAAUCGUACACCACCAUGAUCACAGUGAUAAUAGUGAGAGUCGUAAACCUAUCAAUAUAAAGAAAAAAUCCAUUGAUUGGUCUGACUAUUUCGGUAUUGACAAGCGUAACAAAAAUCAUCAUCAAGUGUCAUUUAUCAAUGAUCCAACUCAAAAGAAACUAGGAAGACAAUAUUUUGAAACCUUUAACAAAGAAGUAAUUUACCCUCUUAAUAGUUUUCGGCAGCAUAACAAUGUAAAACGAAAUUUUGUUCAGCCUAAGGCAACUGAAGAAAAUGAUAAAACUCGUGAUGUUUCUUCACUAACUAAUGACAAACGAGAUACUGCUUCAGAUAAUGAUGCAAAACUAGAUAACAUUGACAGAAAGCUUAAAACAAUGGAAGGUUUGAUUGUUGACGAGGCUCUGCAUUAUUCAGAAGUUGGCGAGGAACUGGAUUCCAAAGAAGAACAAGAAAUGAAAGAAAAGCUUUUAUCUCGACUGGCAGCUGCUUAUAGCUUAGAAAAAAUGAGGAAAGCUCUUAAAGAAUUUAAGCAGAGUCUUCAAACACAAAAGUCAGAAUCAACGCACCAGUCUUCUUCACCAAUGCCAACAGACGAGGCAAAGGCUAAACGAGUAGCUGUAAAAAAAGAAAAAGUGGAAAUUAAUGACAUUCCUAUUUUCAAUAAAGCGAUUCAGCAUAAUGAUGAUUUCGAGGACGAACAGGGAGCGGGACAUUAUUUGAACGGAAAAAUCGAAGAACAAUUCUCCGAAGGGUACAUGGGAGGCAGCGGCAGACAUCGUACUCCUGUUUUAUCGACAGGAAGCGCUACUGGUUCGUGUCCAGUAUUGGGGAAGAUCAUACAACGAUGCCAGGGUGUAGACUUACUUGCUGGAGAUCGCGGUCAGCUGUUCUUGCCUCUCUGUAGUUUGCAUCAGAUCUGUUAUCUUUGCGGCGAAGCUCCCCCAACGACUUGUGACCUAGUAUUCUUGUCGGAAGCUGACACUGCUUGCGAGGGUGACAUGGGUUGUCAACGUGCUGCAAGGUCUGCUCUAAUGGCUCUUCGAGAACUUCAUGACAGUCUAGCUGAUGAGCUCGAUGGAGAGUGUGAGGCCAGCCCAUGCCUACCUGCAACCCUGAAACUCAAUCUAGGCUGGCAGCGAGCGCUUCAGCGAUAA